Molecule: messenger RNA, 921 nt
Organism: Caenorhabditis auriculariae
Lineage: Eukaryota; Metazoa; Nematoda; Chromadorea; Rhabditida; Rhabditidae
Source: the annotation of a GenBank genome assembly
AUGCAUUCUUUGGAUCUGCCCGUGAGUCGCAUCGGUUGGGAAACAUCGACUGACGAGAAAAUCAUGCAAGCUCGUAAAGACGUUGACCAGGUAAUAAAUUAUUUUUCAUCUUAUAAUUGGGACUCUUAAAAAGGUUGUAUAGGGCCGCGAUAAGAAUACCUCUUUUCCAGGAGAAAACAAAUAAAAAAAUUUUUUCAAGCGGUAGAGGCUUAUUUGGUUUUGAGCUAUCCAAAAAAGUCGGAAAACAGUUUUUUUCAGCACAUUGAAAAAUUCAAAGUCUGAAAAUUAUUGUAGAAACGGGGAAGUGCAGUUUUUGUUUUCAAGAGGUAAAUAGAUAUUUUUUAUUUCGGGUGAUUGCUCAUGUUAUGGAUUUCCAUCCGUAAAAGUAGGGCUGUUCUAGUUGGAUUUUAUAUUUUUGCGAAGAAUCUGAUCAAAGUUUGAAUGACGACAUUAUAGUUAUAAUCUUUACAGGUUAUGACGCUUAUGCGUUCGAAUGUGGAGAAAUUGUCGCUGCGCGGAGAAAAGUUGGACAAUUUAAUUGCUCGAGCAGGUUCCCACUCCUUUUAUAUCGAAAAAUCUCAGUUUUCAGAGAAUCUUGACGUUUCUGCUCAACAAUUUCAGAGAUGCGCCCAUGAGGCAAGCUUUUUCGAAAGUUUUUAUUAACUUCACUUGUCCUUGGAUUCAAAAAGAUUUCUUAGUUCAAAAAUGAAAUGUUUAUCGAAGAGAUUGAUCACAAUUGGCUCUUCUUUUCCCGAGUUCAAUCAUCUUUUUGAGGUUCGCCGUCAAGUUCACUGGAAGCACCGUAUGGGACAGUUCGCUAUGAUUGCCGUCGGCGCCUUCUUUGCCGUUUCCGCGUUCAGUACGUUUUGUUCUUUUCUUUGUGAGAAUCAAUCAUGUGUUUCAGCCUACGUUGCUUUUUAA